AUGGACGCGAAACUCAAGUCCCUCAAAGUUACCGACCUACGCGACCUGCUCACCAAAGCUGGGGAGCCCGCCCCCAGCAAGGCGAACAAGCAAGACCUCAUCGCGCGCGUAUCCGCGUCCCAGGCUGCUCUUGCCGCGUAUCGCGCAAAGUAUGAAGCCCCAGCGGCGGGAGAAGCUCCAGCCAUGCAGGAAGAGGACGAGCUGGUAGAUUAUACGGACGACGUUGAACCUGCCGCGGCGCCGGUGUCAGCAGCGGUGCCGUCGCCCCCUGAGCCAGCUCCAGCAGCCUCUACUGCGGCCCCCACAUCUGCCAUUGCCGCCACAAACUCUACCGCCUCCGCCGCGAAAGCUGGCAACGCGCCUGAAGCGCCCGCCGCCGACAGCACUUCCCCGUCCACCGAAGCCGCUCCUGCUGUCCCAUAUGACUGGCGCAACGAUCCCGCCGUUCAGGAAAAAGAGGACGACCCGCCUGACCUCAAGGCUCGCAAAGCCCGCUGCCGGCGCUUCAACGUACCGCUGGUCAAUCCGACUGCCCCCACUCCAGAGCGCAAGGGACGUCGUGGUCAAGGCAACAAGACCACCUCUCCUAAUGCGCAGAAGCGCGCAGCUUCUGCUGUUGCGAACGCGGAGUCGAAGCCUCCAGCGAAAGGCAACCCUAUCGUCGAGGGGCUCUCUGAAGAGGACAAGAGGAAGCUGGAAAUGCGGAAGAAGCGGUUCGAGCAGCUCCUGCCAGGGCAGAUGCCUCCCAAGCCCGCCCCCAAGCAAGAGAACGGCGAGACCAAGCUGGGUGCCAACGCGCCGCCGACCUCUCCGCGGGGGACGAAGCGUACUUCAGCCGAGGCGGUGGACCCCGAAGAACAGGCCAAGCGUCAGCGACGUGCCGAGCGGUAUAACGGGAAGAAGUCUGCUGCGGAAACGACAGCGAGACAGGCAGUUCAGACAGCGUAG
Molecule: messenger RNA, 948 nt
Organism: Schizophyllum commune H4-8
Lineage: Eukaryota; Fungi; Basidiomycota; Agaricomycetes; Agaricales; Schizophyllaceae
Exons: 2
Coding region: 1-948 (315 amino acids)
Biological process (GO): poly(A)+ mRNA export from nucleus
Cellular component (GO): nucleus
Source: RefSeq, a predicted model, not a curated record